Messenger RNA from Haliotis rubra (blacklip abalone), 1192 nucleotides. RefSeq lists its product as uncharacterized. The record is from RefSeq and is a predicted model, not a curated record. The coding region runs from base 105 to 953 and encodes 282 amino acids. The transcript is spliced from 4 exons. Lineage: Eukaryota; Metazoa; Mollusca; Gastropoda; Lepetellida; Haliotidae.
UUUCACCUUUGUCCUACAUCAUGUCGAGUCUCUUCCCAGAAUUGGGUCCCUAAGUAGACAAUUUCUGUGGUUUCUUGGUUACCGAUCAAAACAUCGAAAUCGUGAUGUGUCUAUCUUCCAUCACUCGCUCACGUUGUUCUAUCGCUCCUGUUGCAGCCGGCGGUCAACUGUACUGUCUAUACAGUCAGAACACAAGCUCCACCCACUACACGAUCCUGUACAACGCUGACGCGAGUGUUGAUGACAGCACAACCUACCAGACUGUAUGCAUGGUCCUCGAGAAGUCCAGCAGCGGUGCAGUGUACGCCACCCAAUAUCCCAAAGAAUGUCAGAACGCCACCGUCAUGAAUUCCACAGCAGUUGCCUCCCCUGGAGCCAGUUUGAUCCUAACGCUCAAUGAUUCCUGUCCUGUCACCACCACGGCCGCCGCGGCUGAACAAACUAACACAGCGUCUGUAAUCGGGGGAACACUCGGAACUCUUAUCAUCAUCGCUGCCGGCGUCGUCAUCUUACUCGGCGUCUUGUGGUGGAUGAAGAGUAAGAAGACGUCGUCCAAGGUGGACAAGCAGGAGGAGGACAAGGAAGUGAUCAUACCUCAAGGUAAAGGCGACAUCAACUCCAGGACGUUGUUCACGCCGACUAACAAGAUCCCACUUCACAACGAGGGCGAGGUUCUUUCACAACGUCAGAUCCACACCAGCUUCGACAGCACGGACGGCACGACUGGGGGAGAGGGGGAAAGCAUUACAAAUGAGUACGGGGAAAUCCAAGCUGACGAGAUCAUGAUCGUAUCCGAAGGCAGGACUCUGAGCAACGACCAGCUGACGGAAGCCAGUCUUCCCGUGUCCAGCGAGGGAGGGGAGACACCUCAGCCCACCGAGGUCACACCUCCCGGAGUGGUCAACGACAGCAUUGAGAGUGCUCCAGCCACCGCACGCACACCCCGGACUUAAACCCUAAGGGAAUGGCGGACAAGCGUUAACGUCAGAAUAACGUUAACGCUGAAUCAUAGAUGCAUAAGAUUGAUUAGACACCUGUAACAAUGGAUAUUUAAAAAUAAAACAUGCUCCAGGGCGAAUGGGUGUGUUUACACCAGUCGUCUCAACGCCAGGACUAAAGUAAAUCACAUGCGUCUCCUUUCCUGAGUGGACAGUGAGGUAGCCGAGCGGUUAAAGCGUUCGCUCAUCAUACA